Miniopterus natalensis is the source of this 1275-nucleotide messenger RNA. Lineage: Eukaryota; Metazoa; Chordata; Mammalia; Chiroptera; Miniopteridae. The record is from RefSeq and is a predicted model, not a curated record.
AUGGCAUCCCUGCUACCCAUCCAGAUCUUGCCCUUGACCCUGAUUCUGCUGACUGUUCUGGCCCCAGCAGCUGCAGCAGUAUUCAACAUCUCAAGCCUCUCUGGUCUGCUGUCCCCGGUGCUAACGGAGAGCCUGCUAGUUGCCUUGCCCCCCUGUCACCUCACAGGGGGUAAUGCCACACUGAUGGUCCGGAGAGCCAAUGACAGCAAAGUGGUGAAAUCUAGCUUUGUGGUGCCUCCAUGCCGCGGGCGAAGGGAGCUGGUGAGUGUGGUGGAUAGUGGGGCCGGCUUCACGGUCACCCGGCUCAGUGCAUACCAGGUGACAAGCCUCGCGCCGGGAACCAAAUACUACAUUUCCUACCUGGUGAAGAAAGGGACGUCCACCGAGUCCAGUAGAGAGAUCCCAAUGUCCACACUUCCUCUUGCCAGAUAUAAACUCCGUGUAGUUGAGCCACCAAAGCUACCUGUGGGGAAAAAGCCCACCCCUGAUAAAGAUGGUCCAGAUAUUGAGCCCAACCUGUGGAUGUGGGUAAACCCUAACAUCGUGUUUCCCCCUGGAAAGCUGGAGGCCCCACAACCUAGUAAGGGGGAGUAUCUGACAAGCACACUCCCCUCCCCUCAGCUGCCCCCAAAAGAGGAAGACUUGGCCAACUGUUCAGAGGCCAAACCAGUGAAGCCGCUGCCUCCGUCCCCCAGGCGGCAUCCUUUCCCCACGAGGCAGUUUGCUUCCCCCAGCAGCCGGGAGCUCACAGAAGAGGAGGAGGCUAAGGACCAGGAUGACAGCUCCUCUGCGGCUCUCCUGUCCCCUCACAAAAGGGCUCCCCUCCAGAGUCGGAGGCUCCGGCAAGCCAACAGACAGGAGGGGAGGCUCUGGUCCCGGCCCCCUCUCAAUUACUUCCACCUAAUUGCACUGGCACUAAGAAACGGUUCCCCCUGUGGCCUCAACGUGCAGCAGAUCUACAGUUUCACUCGACAGCAUUUCCCCUUUUUCCGGACUGCUCCCGAGGGCUGGAAGAAUACCAUCCGUCACAAUCUCUGUUUCCGAGACAGCUUUGAGAAAGUUCCAGUCAGCAUGCAGGGUGGGGCUAGUGCAUGGCCUCGAUCCUGCCUCUGGAAGUUGACCGAAGAGGGACACCGCCGCUUUGAGAAGGAGGCCCGAGCUUUGGCCUCCACUCAGCUGGAAAGUAUCCAACAGUGCAUGAGCCAGCCAGAUGUGAUGCCCUUCCUGUUUGACCUUUAAGUCCAAGAAGCAAGCCCAUGCCGUAUUAAAGUUACC